AUGAGGGAUCAGGAGUUAAAGAAGGCACAGGAUAGCAUCAAGUCCAGAGUUGAUCAGGUUGUUGAUUGUGGCCUGUGGAAUGUUGGUCCACUCCUCUUCAAUGGCUGUGUGAAGUUGCUGGAUAUUGGCAGGAACUGGAACACACUGUCGUAUACGCCGAUCCAGAGCAUCCCAAACAUGCUCAAUGGAAGAGCAGAAAUGGCUGAUGGUAUUUAUGACGAUGUGAUCAGGACUGAGUCUGAGAGAAUGAACACAGACAGAAUGGAGAUGACAGUGGAAAUCUAUGAGAGUGCAGAAUGUGUGAGAGAUCAUGACUUCAGGACAGAGACAAACACACACCAACCACUUCAGCGUACAGGAAGUGAUUAUGUGAAGAUCAGAAGCUCCAGAGCAGCUGCAGUGUGUUUGGUGCUGCUGUGUGUUCUUCUGCUGACUGCAGUCAUAGUGCUGUGUGUCACGUUCACUCUAGAGAGACGACAGUUAAUAUCCAAGAAUGAAAACCUGACCAAUGAGAGAGACCAGCUACUAACUAACAUCACCAACCUCUCAGAAGAGAGAGAUGGGCUGAAAAUAAAGAACAAAAACCUGACCAAUGAGAGAGACCAGCUACUAAACAAGAACACAGCCUUGACAAAUGAUAGGGAUGAAUUAACUAAAGAGAGAGACCAGCAACUAAACAUGAUUUCCAACCUCACAGAAGAGAGAGACCAGCUACUAAACAAGAACAUGGCCUUGACAAAUCAAAGGGAUGAAUUAACUAAAGAGAGAGACCAGCAACUAAACAUGAUUUCCCACCUCACAGAAGAGAGAGAUCAGUUACUAAACAAGAACAUGGCCUUGACAAAUCAAAGGGAUGAAUUAACUAAAGAAAGAGACCAGUUCAAUCAGGAGAGAAAUGAACUGUGGAAGAUGCUCAAUGAAAUGGGUGGAUAUAUUUAUCAAUCCAGUUUUUACUUCAUUUCCUCUGAGAAGAGGAACUGGGCUGAGAGCAGAAGAUACUGUACAGAGAGAGGAGCAGAUCUGAUCAUCAUAAACAACAGAGAGGAACAAGAGUUUGUUAAAAAGAUGCCUGGUGGUACUGGAGUCUGGAUUGGUCUGACUGACAGUGAUGUGGAGGGCAGAUGGAAAUGGGUUGAUGGCAGCGCACUGACCUCUGGGUUCUGGGCGUUUGGAGAACCAAGUGGAUAUAAAAGAGAGAACUGUGCUGUGUUAUUUUCAUCAGGGUGGCAUGAUUAUCUCUGUAAUGAUGCUUUUAAAUGUAUCUGUGAGAAAAAUAUUUAAAAAAUGAGCAAUUAAAUUAAAUAUAUUUUAAAUUAUACUCAUAACUACUACAAUAUGUGAAAUGUGUUGUAACUGAGUCAAGUUUCUUAAAAUUCUCAUCAUCAUAGCUGUAAAUAAUGGCAGUAACUACU
Molecule: messenger RNA, 1412 nt
Organism: Megalobrama amblycephala (Wuchang bream)
Lineage: Eukaryota; Metazoa; Chordata; Actinopteri; Cypriniformes; Xenocyprididae
Product: CD209 antigen-like protein B
Exons: 7
Coding region: 1-1281 (426 amino acids)
Biological process (GO): biological process involved in interspecies interaction between organisms
Cellular component (GO): external side of plasma membrane
Molecular function (GO): D-mannose binding; fucose binding
Source: RefSeq, a predicted model, not a curated record